Messenger RNA from Cottoperca gobio, 1111 nucleotides. Its product is annotated as coiled-coil domain-containing protein 89. Lineage: Eukaryota; Metazoa; Chordata; Actinopteri; Perciformes; Bovichtidae. The record is from RefSeq and is a predicted model, not a curated record.
AUGGACAGUAUUCAGAAGUCACUGGAGAAACCUCAAAGCUUUUCUCAGGACAAUGCAACAGAGACGGGGAAGCUGCGGUCUAGGAUAGACGAACAGUCAGGUCUGAUCUGCGUGCUGAAACAGAGAGCAGACGAGGUGCUUCUUCGAUGUCUAGCCUUGCAAAAAAUCAAUACAGAGCUGGAGGGCGACGUAACAAACUACCAGAAAGAACUCAACAGUGAAAGAAAGAAAGCAGAGCUUAUAGAGAAGAGAUUUAUGGAUUUAGCUGCCAAUAAUCAAGCAAUUAUUGCUUUCAUGGACGAGUACAAAAAUCAAAAUGUCCAGUUAAAGCAGGAAAACAAACAACUGCAGUCAGAAAAUGAAACGCUUUUCUCCCAGAAAUUGCAAGAUAAAGAAGUGUUUGUUCAAAAACUGAUGCAAGAAAUCAAACAGCUGACAGAGAAAUGCACGAAUAAGGAAAAUGAAUAUCGGGAGACAUUAGAUGGAUACCAGUCAAAGCUGCUGGAACGAAUAACUCAGCACCAAGACAAGGAGGCAUCGCUACUUGAUCAACUGCAUGAUGCUCAGCAACAUCAAAGAGAUGCUGUAGAGAUGCGCAGCGAUCUUAAGCUGAAGCUACAAAAGGCUGAAGAAGAGCAUGCUUUGAAGGAAACCAUAACAAGCCUCACAAAAGAAACCAUAACAAGCCUCACAAAAGAAAAGGACAAAUUACUGUAUUUGUCUAUGGAAAGAGGGAAAAUAAUACAGGAGAAACAACAGGAAAUCCAGAAACUGGAGACAAAAUGGAAAGAAGAGAAAAGAGCCCGGGCCAAAGCAGAGUACAGGUUUGAACAGGAAGCAGAAGCUGUUAACGCAGAUGUUAAAGUGAAGUCUCUCCUGUCUGCUCUUGAUGAAUCCACGACAAAAUAUGGGAAGCAGAGAAAGGAUUAUGAAGCCUUCAAAGAACACAGCACCUACCUCCUUAAACAAGAAAGGGAGUUAAAUAAGAAGCUACGCCACAUGAUGGGCUAAACUUUAGCAUUACGUAGGUGUUCUUCCCAAUAUUUUCAUUAAAACAUAAUCAUUUUCACCAAGUCUGUUUGCUCACUGACUGUACCAACAAUAAAAAAAA